Molecule: messenger RNA, 1880 nt
Organism: Amaranthus tricolor (Joseph's coat)
Lineage: Eukaryota; Viridiplantae; Streptophyta; Magnoliopsida; Caryophyllales; Amaranthaceae
Product: ethylene-responsive transcription factor CRF1-like
Exons: 1
Coding region: 568-1584 (338 amino acids)
Biological process (GO): regulation of DNA-templated transcription
Molecular function (GO): DNA-binding transcription factor activity; DNA binding
Source: RefSeq, a predicted model, not a curated record
AUCCAGCUGAAACCUUUGUGAAUAUUGGUGCAAGACUGCAACAGUAUUCCGUUAUUUCCUGUAUCUACUUACAUUAUCCGUCCUCUCUCUCUUUUGUCUGUCUUAUCUUCCCCCAAUCCUCCUCCAUUCUUCUUCUUCUUCUCCAUUUUCUCUACUCUUACCUUCACUUUCCUCAACCAAAAAUCAACCCAUUUUUCAUAAAAACAAACCAAAUAUUCUCCCUCUUUUUUCCCAGUAAAUUAAAAAAGCACUUUCUCUACUUUUCCUCCUUUAUAUAGAAAACCCACACUGGUUUUCUGUUCUCUUUUCACUAUUACUUCUCUUAAAUUUAUACAAAUUACUUUCAUGUUUUCUUCUCAUUCACCCAUUUAAAGCUUCUCUUUGAAGGCCUUUUUUUUUCUUUUUUUUUUCUUAUUCUUCUUCACUUUAACCUUUUUUCUUCUUCUUUUUCUCUAUAUCACGCCCUCUUCCUAUUCUUCCACUCUUUCUGUUCUUCCGCUCUUUCUUUUCUUCCUUCUCUCUUCUUGAAUGUAAAACAAUACCAACCGGAGGAGGAAGAAAAUAUCAAUGGAGUCUCAAAUAUCAGCUAAAAUUAAAUUUACAGAGCAUAAAAAUCAAACAUUUAUUCAAAAACAGAUUGGAAGAAAAACACAUCAAAAUAUGAGCUUCCCAAAAGUUGUUAGAAUCUCUGUUACUGAUGCUGAUGCCACUGACUCUUCUAGUGAUGAUGAGGUUUGUAUUCAACGACGUCGUGUUAAGAGGUUUGUGAGCGAGGUUAAUAUUGAGCCUUGUUCUUCUUGUUCAGCUACUACUAGGGUGGUAGAAGACGUCGUUUUGAAGAAAAGGCACAGAAAUAAGAAGAGAGGGAAAUGUUCCUCUGUGAAGCAGGUACAGGUUAACAAAAGUGAGAAGAAGUAUAGAGGAGUUAGACAGAGACCUUGGGGGAAAUGGGCGGCUGAGAUUCGAGAUCCUCUGCGACGUGUACGAUUGUGGUUAGGUACUUAUGAUACUGCUGAAGAAGCUGCCAUGGUUUAUGAUAAUGCUGCUAUACAGCUUCGUGGGCCCCACGCUCUCACAAAUUUCUCUCCUCCUACAAAGCUUUCUCUCUCCUCCACGUCAUCAUCUGAAGAUGGUUUCCACUCCCACCCCCACCAUCCCUCUUCUAUUUGUUCACCAACUUCAGUUCUCCGGUUUCAACUCCAAUCGGAGCCCACAAGUCCAACUGAAGCCCGAAAAGCACAAGAAGUCCGACCAAUCAAAGAGGAAAAGCAAGAUGAAGAAAUGGUAUCGGGACCCAUAACAUCGCCUUACGCGUCAAGUUUUGAUUCGUUGUUUCCUAGCGAUUUCUUUGUCUUUGAUAGUACAGUGGCGAACAUGCCGGAGUCUUUUGGAAAUAGUGAUUAUGGAGGACACUUGUUCGGCGAUGACUGCAAGACAGGAGCUUUUCUUGAUGGUAAUUUUGAUUUUGAUUUUGAUUUUGAUUUUGAUUUAGAUUUAAAUUUUGGGUAUUCCAGGCAAACGGGUAGUGAUUAUUUUCCGGAUAUUGGAGAUAUAUUUGGGUUCGACCCACUUGUUGCUCUUUGAGUUUUUUCUUCCUAAGUGCUUUUCUUCCGGUUUUCUUUUUGCUUAGCAAUUUUGGCAAAAAGAAGGUUUUGUAAACGGCAGGAAUGAGUUUAUGAAAAAAAGGGAGUGGAAAUAGUAAUUCUAUUUUCGAGUUACCUAUUGUGGUUUUUUUUUUUUUAAUUAAUAUUUUUUUAGUUUAAAUUUAAAUUCGUUAAUUUUGUGUUUAUUAGGCAUAUUAUUGUAAGUGACUGAUAUAAUCAAGUGUAUUUAGAGUAAGUAAUUAUCUACUAUAUUUAUAUUAGUCAUUAGUUUCACUA